AUGAACCAGAAACAUUCAGAAUAACUACAACAGAAGAAACAAUGACAACAACAACAGGUCUAGUAGAGUCUGCUAUUACACCCAAAGAUUCUAAAUUUGUAUCAGUAACAUCAACAUUACCACCAACUGCAUUGGACACAACCAGAUCAGCAACUGUUAGAGAAGAACCAGAAUCAACCACAACUACUCAAGCUAAGGUUUUGUCUACUGUAUUACAUUCUGUGGCAGUAGAUACAGCCACAACAGCAGUCCUUGAAGAGUCUGCUACUGCACCCAAAACUUCAACCUUGGUACCAGUGACAUCUCAAGUCACAACAGAACCCUCACCAGCCCAAAACGAAACUACAACAUUAAUGUCAGUGAAGCCAGUAACAGUGGCUCAUACCUUAGAAGUUUCCAACACUGCCAAAAGUGUGACACAAGAACCUAAAACACAUGCUGACAGUGGUUCUUCAUCAGCAGGAAUAAGUACAUUAAGAGAAUCUGGUAUAACAGAAUCAACAUUUGCUCCAACUACAACAGCACAAAUAACAGAGGCAUCAUCACCUUUAACUGAAGCAAGUGAAGUAAAGACAACAACUGCAAGAACAUCCAGAUCUACAGAAUCAUCAGCGGAAACCCAAAUAACAAGUGCAACCAUUGCACCAUCAGCAGGAGUGACAUCAGCAUUGCCAGCAACUGCAGCAGGGACAACCACAGCAGCAACUGUUAGAAAUGAACCGGAAACAAUCAGGACAACUUCAACAGAAGAUACAGUGAUAACAACAGGCCUAGUAGAGUCUGCUACUACACUCAAAGCUUCAACCUUUGUACCAGUGACAUCAGCUUUUCCAGCAACUGAAUUGGGCACAACCACAUCAGCAACUGUUAGCAAUGAACUGGAAACAAUCAGGAUAACUACAACAGAAGAUACAGUGACAACAACAGGCCUAGUAGAGUCUGCUACUACACUCAAAGCUUCAACCUUGGUACAGGUGACAUCAGCAUUGCCAGCAACUGCAUCGAGCACGACCACAGCAGCAACCGUUAGCAAUGAACCAGAAUCAACCAAGACUACACUAGCUCAAGUUUCAUCUACUGUGAUACAUUCUGUGGCAGUAGGUACAGUUACAACAACAACAUCAACAACAAGCUUUGUAAAGUCUGCUACUGCACCAAAAGCUUCAACCUUUGUACCAGUGACACCAGCAUUGCCAGCAACUGCAUCAAGGACAACAGCAGCAGCAACUGUUAGAAAUAAACCAGAAUCAACCAAGACUACACUAGCUAAGGGUUCAUCUACUGUAUUAAAUUCUACAACAGUAUAUACAACAACGUUGACAACAACAACAACACUAACGUCAGUAAAGCCAGUAACAGAGGCUCAUACCUCAUAUGUGUCCACUGUAGCACCAACAACAGAGGGCACAAAUACUGAUCCUCCUACCCUUGACGAGGGAAGCAUAUACUUAAGAUUCAGUCUAAAUGAAACUUUCAGUGAAAUAUAUAACAACCACUCAUCCCCUGAAUUCAUUGCAUUGGCAUCCCAUGUGGUAACUGUGAUAAACAGAAUUUACAGGGCAAGCAAUCUCAGAGGAUACAGGCGAUGCAGAGUCAACUCUUUCGUGAGGGGCUCCAUUAAAGUUGAUAUGACUCUUAUCUUUGAGAAUUCUUCUACAGUCCCAAGCUCAUUUAAGGUAGAGGAAAUUCUUAAUGGGACCGCUGUGAAUGGUACCAUACUUUUGGACAUCAUACUUGAUACUAUCAAAGCAGGGGAAGUAGUUACUUCUAGUACACCACCGCCUGCCACAAAUGCAACUUUUGAAUCUACCACCACGAAAUCGAGUACCAAUGAGUACUCAAUCACCACGUCUGGUGCCUUUCCAUGGAUGGUACGCUGUUCACUAAUGACUAUAUCUCCAGCUAUUACUGUUUUAUUAGCACAAACUUUGAUGUGUUUGUAAUUUAAAGUGUACUAGGAAAGUUCACAAAAGAAAUAAA
Molecule: messenger RNA, 1980 nt
Organism: Sinocyclocheilus grahami
Lineage: Eukaryota; Metazoa; Chordata; Actinopteri; Cypriniformes; Cyprinidae
Product: mucin-5AC-like
Exons: 5
Coding region: 42-1943 (633 amino acids)
Source: RefSeq, a predicted model, not a curated record